Trichomycterus rosablanca is the source of this 1052-nucleotide messenger RNA. It is a transcript of the gene cartl, whose product is annotated as cocaine- and amphetamine-regulated transcript-like. The record is from RefSeq and is a predicted model, not a curated record. Gene Ontology annotation, molecular function: neuropeptide hormone activity. The transcript has 3 exons. The coding region runs from base 30 to 341 and encodes 103 amino acids. Lineage: Eukaryota; Metazoa; Chordata; Actinopteri; Siluriformes; Trichomycteridae. Gene Ontology annotation, biological process: negative regulation of appetite; G protein-coupled receptor signaling pathway; positive regulation of MAPK cascade.
GUAGGAUCAAGACACUGUGUCUCAGGACCAUGGAGAGCACAGGAAUGGUGAUUAGACUGCUACUCAUUGUUCUGGUUUUUGCCAUGUCCAGCGGUCAACAUCCACCUGAGAUAUCUGAGGAGGAGCAGAAAUCUGACAUAAACUCUGACAAGGAACUGACUGAUGCAAUCGACGAAUUUAUGUCCAGAUUUCAGAACAGACUGGGAGUGAAUGAGAAACGUGCCAUUCCAACGUGUGUAGUUGGGACACGCUGUGCGAUGAGGUUUGGUCCACGUUUUGGACAGCUGUGUGAAUGUACCCGUGGCUCUUACUGCAACUCAUACUUGCUCAGGUGCAUCUGAUUUACCAGCUGGGAUGCUGUCACCCCUACCUCUGCAUUUACACAAAACAUGCAAUUGCUGAAAAAAUGUCUACAGGAAUGUUAUUUUUUAGAAAAAAAGUAUUGAGUACUGAUUAGCUGGUAAGCAUGAGCCAUGUGUUGUAAGAGUACGUCUGUGUAAUAUUUUCAGUAAAUUAAUUUACUUUGUAUUUUUGUUUCAUAAUCAGUUUACUAAGGUAAAUUGAUACAACUUGUAUAAAAAAAUUUUUAGGAAGGCCCCGGGAAAAAGAAGAUGGGGAAGUAUGUUUACUCAGUGUUAUAUCACAUAAAAGCCCAAAUCAUUAAGUGGUGAAAACAUGGCACAGUUUCAUAAAUGCAGUGUAGAACUGAUGCAGUUUUUUAACCAUAGGGAUGAAAUACAAAUGACAAUUACCAAAUAAAUAGUGUCAAAAUCUGAAAAAGUAUAUGCAGACCAACUGAAAAUUCCAGCAUAGGAAAUUACCAAACUUUGCUUAACUGAGCUUACAGGACUGUAUUUUUGCAACCCGACCUAAAAACUGUUUAUGCAUGUUGUAUUACUGAUGUGUUGGUAAUAAUUGUUGUGAAAAUUAAUUGUCGUAAUUGUAAAAAUAAAAAAAAUUAUAAAACUGAAAUUUUAAUGUAAAGAAGAAUACAGGAAUUACUGAUUGAAAAAAUUACAGCAUGGAAUAAACUACAUAUUUUGUACAAUAAA